Molecule: messenger RNA, 1985 nt
Organism: Centropristis striata (black sea bass)
Lineage: Eukaryota; Metazoa; Chordata; Actinopteri; Perciformes; Serranidae
Gene: uap1l1
Product: UDP-N-acetylglucosamine pyrophosphorylase 1, like 1
Exons: 9
Coding region: 330-1835 (501 amino acids)
Biological process (GO): UDP-N-acetylglucosamine biosynthetic process
Molecular function (GO): UDP-N-acetylglucosamine diphosphorylase activity
Source: RefSeq, a predicted model, not a curated record
ACCACCACGGGAGGUGAGGAGUUAACGGUCAGCUGAUGGGACGCUGAGUAAGCACAGCUUUUCCUUGUCUCGUGGCUCGCUGCUGACUGAGAGGAAGUCGUCUGAGAAGCCAGUUUAAACAUGUAAACCUGAGGCACAUAAAGACGCCUUUAUGAGUCCCGGUGAGUGGAGCCUGUUAUAUGAGUCUCCUACCACUGGAUCCUGGUUUGGCUCCGAGAGCUGCCAACUACCUCACUCCUGCAGCUCCUAUAUCCUGCUCCGGGAAGGAAGUUGAUGUCUGAGUAUUUCAGUUAUCUCCUCCACGGUGUGUUUUCUUACCGAGACACAAAAUGCUGUCCUUGGAGCAAGUGAAGCAGAGUUUAGAGAGCGCAGGACAGUCUCACGUCCUGCAGUUCUGGCCGGAGCUGAGUGAGGCGGAGAGGGAGCGCCUCCUCCAGGAGUUGUCUCAGCUGGAUCUACAGGGACUGAAGGAGCACUGUGAAGGAGCCGCCAGGGCUGCAGCCUGCCCGGCUGCCAGCCUGGACCACUGCAUAGAGCCAGUGGCCCCGGAGUCCAUCGGCAGCGUGAGGACGAGCGACAAAGCCUCUGUUGCACAGUGGGAGAAUGAAGGGCUGCUGCAAAUCUCAGAGAAUCGAGUGGGAGUCCUGCUCUUGGCUGGCGGUCAGGGAACCCGUCUUGGUGUUCAGUAUCCCAAAGGGAUGUAUAACGUUGGGCUACCAAGCAGCAAAACCUUCUAUCAUAUCCAAGCAGAGCGCAUUCACAAAAUCCAGGAGCUGGCUGAAAGAAAGUAUGGCUCUAAAUGCACCGUUAUGUGGUACAUCAUGACCAGUGAGUUCACUUUGGCUCCCACUGAGAAGUACUUUAAGGAGAACAACUACUUUGGUCUGGACUCAUCAAAUAUUGUAAUGUUUGAGCAAAGGAUGAUCCCAGCAGUGACCUUUGAUGGAAAGAUCAUACUACAGGAGAAAGGGAAGAUAGCCAUGGCCCCAGAUGGGAAUGGUGGUCUGUACCAGGCGUUGGUGGACAACAAGGUGCUGGAGGACAUGAAGAAGAGGGGAGUGGAGUACCUGCAUGUCUACUGUGUAGACAACAUCCUGGUCAAAAUGGCCGACCCUUUGUUUAUCGGGUUCUGUGUGAGCAAAGGGGCUGACUGCGGAGCUAAGGUGGUGGAGAAGGCGUACCCUGCUGAGCCAGUGGGCGUGGUCUGCAGGGUGCAAGGCGUCUCCCAGGUGGUGGAGUACAGCGAGAUCAAACCAGAGACGGCUGAGCUCAGAGGACCUGGAGGGGAUUUGAUCUACAGUGCUGGAAACAUCUGCAAUCACUUCUUUACCAGGGCCUUCCUGCAUGAUGUAGCAGAGAAAUGUGGCCAACUGAAACAACAUGUUGCAUUAAAGAAAGUGCCCUUUGUGGACACAUGUGGCAAUCAAGUCAAACCCACCAAACCCAAUGGAAUAAAGAUGGAGAAGUUUGUUUUUGAUGUCUUCCCAUUCUCAAGGAACUUUGUGGCAUUUAUGGUGGUGAGGGAGGAUGAGUUUUCCCCUCUGAAGAAUGCAGAGGGAGCAGCUACAGACAGCCCCAACACAGCCAGAAACUCUUUGCUGGCUCAGCACUGCCGCUGGGCCAUCGCUGCAGGAGCAACGCUGUUGGAUGAACAUGGGAAUACUAUUCCUCCACCAGCCAGUGUAUCAGCAGGAGACAAUCCUCCAGCACGAUGUGAGAUUUCACCACUGGUCUCCUACUUUGGAGAGGGCCUGGAGCAGCUGCUGAAAGGGAGGACGCUGCCCACUCCUCUCAUUCUGGAUAAUGAAAGGGCCAAAAAGCUGCAAGCCGAGUAACAUUUCUCCAGUUAAAAGAGUUUGGUAUGACGGCAGCACAGAUUCCAGUUCAGUGAACUACAGGAUGGAGAUGGAUGUGACUCUGUAGCUUUAGCUCAAGAAUGCACAACUGUUAAAAUGUUUUACUUUUAUGUAAAAAAAAAAAUCAAA